AUAAUAAUAAUAAUAAUAAUAAAUAGAGGUUCACUUCCUUGAGAUUUCACCUUCUCCCGUGCGAGGUGGAAAGCAGGACAUACUGUUCAAUUGAAGCAAACUCCAUAACUACCUAACUCGGCCUAGUAAUUGAUAAUGCAUCUUGGUUAGCUCCUCGGAAUGUGCUUACAGACAAAGUCUGGGGAUACCUGAAAUACAAUGCCGCCGCUCAGUCUCGAAGACCUGAAAACAGUUGUUUCUGCGCUGGCGCAGAAGCUUGAUUCAUUAAAUAUCGACUAUGCCAUCAUGGGGUUGCUGCCACCUGUCUGCUCCUCACAUGCUUCCCGAACCAACUCGGGCACACCAUUCCUGCAUACAAACUGCACCGACCAGAAGCAUUCGGGUCGCUACAUGGAAGACGUCCAGUAUCAGCGGUCGAGGGAAGCAACCGAUAUUCGUGAUCUCAUGAAUAUGAUCCCCUUGGCUGUGCCGGGGAGACCAGAGCUCGACUUGAAUCAGAGCCAAGAGUUGCGAAAUGAAAAGAGGCCAGCUUUGGCUCAGGCUCUAAAGGCUUUGAAAGAUCAAAUGCAGCACUAUUUUCCAAAACUAGAACGCUUUUCUGCCAUUCUCUUAAACCCAGUUAUUGACCGAGCGAUAGAGUUUCACGAAGGUAGAAGUUUCCAAAACCCUCCUUCAGCCAGUUGUCAAGUUCAUAUGGAGCUUGCCAUCUGUGGUGGUCUUCUGGGACGCUACGGUGUGCUACGGAUGUUACUGCAACCUGUUACCUGGGAACGCCAAUGGGCUCUUUGCCGGAGCCGAGGCGCUUUGAAAUGCGCCGUUCAAUGGGGCCAAAAUUGGCCUCAUGGAUCCAAAGUUGGUACUGUACCAUUCCACUACCUACUUAUCCGAACAAUGAUCGAGAUCAUCAUUCUCGAACCUCUACAUAUCCUCAUCAGGGAUACGCAGCACCUCAGUGUCUCGCCCCACACAGAAAAACCAGCAUCCCUCUCUUCAUCAAUCGCGGCCCUAACAAAGCUUUCAGCCAGUGCCUGCACCAACAGGUAGUGUAAAUUGUUGUAGACAUCAAAUUGCUCUGUUAUCACUGUAUAUCAGUAUAUCAUGUGUUGUUUGAAGGGCAGGAAAUGUCUUUCUUCUAGAGCAUGGUGUGCAAAUGAAUUUGGAAAUAGAUACACCUGCAAGCCUUUUUCCACUGGAUCACCAUUGUGGAUAAUCAAAUACUGCACAAGACUGAUCCAAGCAUUUGUAGUUGGUGUUUAUUCCCUUCAACAUCUGU
Messenger RNA from Blastomyces gilchristii SLH14081, 1273 nucleotides. RefSeq names its product antigen. The transcript is spliced from 5 exons. Lineage: Eukaryota; Fungi; Ascomycota; Eurotiomycetes; Onygenales; Ajellomycetaceae. The coding region runs from base 199 to 1044 and encodes 281 amino acids. The record is from RefSeq and is a predicted model, not a curated record.